This is a messenger RNA of Equus caballus (horse), 5220 nucleotides long. Lineage: Eukaryota; Metazoa; Chordata; Mammalia; Perissodactyla; Equidae. The record is from RefSeq and is a predicted model, not a curated record.
GGGACGCCUCUCGAGGAGACCGGCCGCGGCGGCGCCCUCGGCCCUGGCGGCCCCGGGAGGCUCAGCCGCGCCGAGGAGAGCUGUGCCUUGCUUUCCCCUCCUGUCAAACGACCGGGCCGGGGAGGUGGAUCUCCGCGCCUGUGAGGUUUUGCGAGUGUGUAAGUGAAGUCACAGAGGAGGAAGCGGACUCUCGGGAUGGGGCGAGCCCUCACCUGGGAGCGCAGGAGCGAGCGUCUGGGCCGGACACCUAUUAAGUGUCUUCUGUAUUUUGUGCAAAUCGUAAGCCUCUCGCAGACUCGGUUUCUCCAUCUUGAAAGUCAAGGUGAUAACUCCUGCCCUGCCUCCCUCAUAGGACUGCAGCGAAGAGCCCACAGGAAAGCCAGCUAUAUGGUAUCACUAUUGAAGAGUUGUCCUGCACGGUCCAAGGAUGUGUAGUCACUGCUGCUCAACACCCUCAUUGGACCAGGUUCCUGCCAGCUUGAUCCUAUGCAUGGAUUCCAAGGUGACCAUGGAGGCUGGCGGCCUCCCCUUGGAGCUGUGGCGUGUGAUCUUAGCCUACCUGCACCUUCCAGACCUGGGCCGCUGCAGCCUGGUGUGCAAGGCCUGGUAUGAACUGAUCCUCAGUCUUGACAGCACCCGCUGGCGGCAGCUGUGUCUGGGCUGCACUGAGUGCCGCCACCCCAACUGGCCCAACCAGCCUGAUGUGGAGCCGGAGUCUUGGAGGGAGGCCUUCAAGCAGCAUUACCUAGCCUCCAAGACAUGGACCAAGAAUGCCCUGGACUUGGACUCCUCCGUCUGCUUUUCCCUAUUUCGCCGGAGGAGGGAACGCCGUACCCUGAGUGUCGGGCCAGGCCAUGAGUUUGACAGCCUGGGCAGCGCCUUAGCCAUGGCCAGCCUGUAUGAUCGAAUUGUGCUGUUCCCAGGUGUGUACGAAGAGCAAGGCGAAAUCGUCCUGAAGGUGCCCGUGGAGAUCGUAGGCCACGGGAAGUUGGGUGAGGUGGCCCUACUAGCCAGCAUUGAUCAGCACUGCUCAACCACACGUCUGUGCAACCUCGUCUUCAUGCCAGCCUGGUUCUCACCCUUCAUGUUUAAGGUGUGCAAUGACCAUUACAGCACCAAUCAUUUACAAUGUGCUUACUGUGUGCCGGGCAUCUACUUUACAGCCAUUAUUAAGACAACAUCAGGUCAUGUCCAGUUUGACAACUGCAACUUUGAGAACGGGCACAUCCAGGUCCAUGGCCCGGGCACCUGCCAAGUGAAGUUUUGCACCUUCAAAAACACCCAUGUCUUCCUGCACAACGUGCCCCUGUGUGUCCUGGAAAACUGUGAAUUUGUGGGCAGUGAAAACAACUCUGUGACUGUUGAGGGCCACCCAUCCGCAGACAAGAACUGGGCCUACAAGUAUCUACUGGGGCUUAUCAAGUCCUCUCCCAGUGUGCUCCCCACGGAGGACCCUGACUCUUUAAUGUCCCUGGACCUGGAGAGCAGGGACCAGGCCUGGAGCCCAAGGACCUGUGACAUUGUCAUUGAGGGCAGCCAGAGCCCUACCAGCCCAGCCUCUAGCUCCCCCAAGCCCGGCUCUAAGGCUGGCUCACAGGAGGCAGAGGUGGGCAGCGAUGGGGAAAGGGUGGCCCAGACUCCAGACAGCAGCGAUGGAGGCCUGAGUCCCAGCGGUGAGGAUGAGGACGAGGACCAGCUCACAUACAGACUGUCCUACCAAGUACGGGGCCCGCGGCCUGUGCUGGGGGGCUCCUUUCUGGGCCCACCACUGCCAGGAGCGUCCAUUCAGCUGCCCAGCUGCCUGGUGCUGAACUCGCUGCAGCAGGAGCUGCAGAAGGACAAGGAGGCCAUGGCACUGGCCAGCUCCAUUCAGGGCUGCCUCAUCCGCAAGUGCCUCUUCCGGGACGGCAAGGGGGGUGUCUUCGUUUGCUCCUAUGGCCGCGCCAAGAUGGAAGGGAACAUCUUCCGCAACCUGACUUACGCAGUGCGGUGUAUACAUAACAGCAAGAUCGUGAUGCUCAGGAACGACGUUCACCGCUGCAGGGCGGCAGGCAUCUUCCUUCGCCUGGAGGGCGGAGGCCUGAUCGCCGGCAACAACAUCUACCACAACGCAGAGGCUGGCGUGGACAUCCGGAAGAAGUCCAACCCACUCAUCCUGUGUAAUCAGAUCCACCACGGCCUUCGCUCUGGCAUUGUCGUCCUUGGCAAUGGGAAAGGCAUCAUCCGGAACAAUCAAAUCUUUUCAAAUAAGGAGGCUGGCAUUUAUAUCCUGUACCACGGAAAUCCAGUCGUGAGUGGGAACCACAUUUUCAAGGGCCGAGCAGCCGGCAUCGCAGUGAACGAGAAUGGCAAAGGCCUCAUCACAGAAAAUGUGAUCCGUGAGAACCAGUGGGGAGGUGUGGACAUCCGCCGUGGUGGGGUCCCCGUCCUCAGGAGCAACCUCAUCUGCUUCGGCUACUCAGAUGGUGUGGUCGUGGGGGAUGAGGGCAAAGGACUGAUAGAAGGAAACACCAUCUACGCUAAUAAGGGCUGUGGUGUGUGGAUGAUGUCGUCCAGCCUGCCCCAUGUCAGCAGCAACCACGUCAGCUACAAUGGCCUGUACGGAGUGGCAGUGUUUAGCCAGAAGGACGGCUCUGGGGAGUUCCCUGGAGGCCAUGGGGCCCAGGAGAACUUCAGCGAGGAUGGGGACGCCAUCCUCUGGGAGACAGAGCUGGAGAAGGACGACGACCCGCUGCGCCGGCCCGUCACCACAGCUCUGGUCGAGUCAAACAGCAUUAAUCACAAUGGAGCCUCGGGACUCUACGUCCAGAGCAGCGAGGCGCUGCAUAUCGUCACCAACGUGAUCCAUGCUAAUGGGGACAGAGGCAUCACUGUGGCUCAGAGCGGCCAGCUCACCCGUGUGGCCAACAACAGCAUCUCCUGCAACCGCCAGAGUGGGGUCAAGGUCGAGGCCCAGUGCAAGGUAGAGCUCCGGGGCAACGGCAUCUAUGACAACAGAGGCCAUGGCAUCAUCACCAAGGGUGACAGCACCGUCGUCAUUGAAAACGACAUCAUCGGCAACCGGGGCAGUGGGCUGCAGCUGCUGCCCAGGUCCGACACUAAGGUAAUAAAGAACAGGAUCCAUUCCUUCCGGGCCUAUGGCAUCGCAGUGCGGGGCCGCGCCAAGGCCCUGGUGCAAGAGAACAUCAUCUUCCAGGGCAAGACCAACAAGACCAUCUUCCAGCAGAUCUCCAACAACCGAGACUGCGUCAUGCAGAACAACAAGUUCUUGGUCUUCAAGAAAAAGUCUGAUACGUGGCGCCUGGUGAACCCACCAGCACGGCCUCACCUUGACAACUCUCUCCGAGGCCCCUCUGCAGCCCACGGUGGGCAGAAGGUGACGGCCAUGGCGACCAGGAUCACAGCCCGUGUGGAAGGUGGUUACCACAGCAACCGCAGCAUCUUCUGCACCAUCCUGUAAGGAUGGAGAGCCACACAGCGGGUAACUGAGGGGCUGUCCGAAGACUCCGCGAGCAGCAACCAUAUACCUUGCUCUCAGGCUCGGGCCUGGCAGGUGCUCAGCCGGGCUAAGAGCUGAGGCCUUCAGGAUGGAGGAAGUAGCGCCUGUGCCGGCUCCAGGCCCCUCUCCAUCUUCGUACCCACCACCCCCUGAAAAAACAGGCUCCCAGGCCUCCGGGGCACUGAGAACAAAGUAUCUCCAAAACCCUUCGGCUCCAAACCCUCUGCAGGAAGGAACUCGGUGUGAGUUUUCAAGAAGAAGAAGGCACAGAAGUUGGUGGGUCCCCAGUAAGUGAAGCUCUUGCAGAGAUUUGGAAGAGCUGGGGGAAACCGACACUGCGCCGUGCGUCGGGGUGUCCGUGUGAGUUACGGGGAACGGCGUUUCUCACAGCCUGCACCCAGCCUCUUCUCAGGGAAGAGCAGAUUUACUCCUAAGGGAGAGAAGCGAUUCUAGUGAGGUGGAAAGAGGCAGCUGCCCAGAACUUCCCCCUGUCCUGGACCUCUCUCCAUCCCUCCAGGGACACCACCACACCCGCCCAGCUGCCUGCGGAGGCCGGAGGAGUUGGGUUUCCUUAAGGACACAGUUCUCAGACUUGGACAUGGACCUGUGAGGGAGGAAGGGGCUUGGGACAGGGAGCCCCUCUUGAAAGGCUGCCCCAGGGGUGACAAGGGACAUGCUGAAAACAGGAGGGGCGUUUGGAGAAGGCUUCCUUCGAGUGGCUCUGGUGCCAGGCUGGGCGGCGAAGGAGGCACGUGACUCUACCCUCAGUAAGCUCCCAGGCUCAGGAGGACGUUGGGUGGGUGCCUGCUGCACCAGGAGCAUGUGGACCCCACCAGCACGCCCGCCCCGGCUGCCCCUGGAGAUGGAGGUGCUGGGCCCCCGUCUGUGUCCACAUUCUUCAUGGAGAACCACCUGCCUUUACGGUCCCUCCCGUGGUUUCCCACUCCGUGCCUUGGCCCGUGCUCCUGCCUCUUCCUGACAUGCCGUCUCCCACCCGCCCACGUCCAGGUCCUACCCAUUCUCCAGGGUCGAGCUCAGACACUGCCAUCUCCGCAGAGCACCCCCCUCCCACCACAUGACCGUGCCCUUCCCCUGAGCCGCCUCCGCCCUUUCUCUGCCCUCUCAGGGUCCUUUCUGCCUUGAUCUGGAGCUAUCCAGGUCCGUCCUUGUCCCACUCACCUGCCUGUGAGCCACCUGAGGGGAGGGCCAUGUCUCACUGUGUCCCAGCACCCAUCCAGGCGCUGGGUGGGGUUAGUAGCGUGAGUGAGGAGGAAGGCUGGCUCCCCAAGGGCUUUACUGAACCCUACUGUGAAUGUGUCAAGGUUCCAGAGCCAGGCGGCUCUGACCGACUGCGGGAGGAAGGGGUCCCCCUUCCCGCUUGGCCUUUCAUGCAGGGCCUUCACUGGCCCGUUGGGGCCAUCGUCAGGCACUAGGCCCCUGGCUCCCAGGCUGGCUUUGCCAGGCCCCGGUGCUGCUCUCCUGGGUGGGGUGGGGGAGGCUAGAGGGAGCCAGGAGCACUGGCUUCACCCUGAGGACUUUGGGCCCCAAGAGCGCUGGCCCCUCUCAUCCCCAGCACCGUCCUUUGCACUUCUCUGGUGGCCCCAAUGUGAGUCGCUGUACAAAAUGCUGCCUUUAUUAUUUUGUAAGAAAUGACUUUUCUGUGAACCAAGUGCUUAUAAAAAUCUUGGCAACCAAAAUAAACUUCUCUAUUUUAAGAGGCA